Molecule: messenger RNA, 789 nt
Organism: Pestalotiopsis fici W106-1
Lineage: Eukaryota; Fungi; Ascomycota; Sordariomycetes; Amphisphaeriales; Sporocadaceae
Exons: 2
Coding region: 1-789 (262 amino acids)
Source: RefSeq, a predicted model, not a curated record
AUGGCCGCAACAGAGCAAGCCAAGGUGAAGCUUUACUGGCUCGAAAAGUCAAGGGCGCAGGGCAUCCUUUGGCUGCUCGAGGAGCUCAAGGUGGACUACGAGCUUGAGCUCUUCCACCGCAACAAGCAGACCAUGUUGGCACCGCCCGAGCUCAAAAAAAUACACCCACUCGGCAAGUCGCCCGUCAUCAGCGUCACGGCGCCGGGCGCCGACAAGCCCAUUGUCAUUGCCGAGACGGGCGCCAUUGCACAGUACCUGAGCGAGCACUGGGGCCAAAACAGCACGCUGGUGCCGAAGCGCUGGAAGGAGGGCCAGGAGGGCCGCGUCGGUGGCGAGACCGAGGCCUGGAUGCGCUGGAUGUACUUUCUCCACUACAACGAGGGCAGUCUCAUGACGCUCCUCAUGAUGGUCCUCGUCCUCAGCACGAUCAAGGGCCCAAGGGUGCCCUUCUUGAUCCGCCCCGUCACCUCGGUCGUGGUCAACCAAGUGUUCAACUCCUUCAUCAUGCCCAACCUCAAGACGCACCUUGCCUUCCUCGAGGAACAGCUCGCCACGAGCGGUGGUGACUUCCUUUGCGGCAAGGACCUUACCACCGCCGACAUUGUGGUGAGCUUUGCACUCAUCAAUUAUCAGUCCAGGUUUGAGGAGGUCGGGACCUGGGCAGAGAAGCCAGAGAAGCUGUAUCCCAAGGUGUGGGCCUACAUCAACAUGAUAGAUGCGCACCCAGGGUACAAGAAGUCAGCCGAGAAAAUCAAGGAAAUCGAUGCCAGCUAUGGCAUUAAAUGGUAG